AUGGACAAUCCUGUUGGCCAUGGUAUGGGGUCUUCUCCCAAUUCAGAGUUCUACAUUGGAGGACAUGAAUUUUGUUCGACCUUCACAAAUACAGAGGUCUCCUCUCAGCCUCUAUCCUCCUCUUAUUUGCCCUCCGAGUUUUCGCCGGCUCUCGGUGAGAUGCAUAACUCCAAGAAUAGCGAAUUGGACCCUAUUGAAGCUAUCCUGAUGGAGAUUGAUGGGCUCGAGCCAUUCUCGAGCUGCAACGAUAAGGGGUGGACCGCUAGCCCCAUUUCAUCCCUAUACUCGGAGAUCACUAACGACGUCUCCUCAGCCCAAGCAUCUUUAACCCUUCCAUUCGAGGGAAUGGAGGUCGAUAAUAAACUCGGCCUCCCCCAUCUCCUUAAGGCAUAUGGAGAGGCCAUGGAAAACGAGCAGUGCGAGCUCCUCGACGUGCUCUCAGUAUGCAUCAGCGAGAGAGCAAACCCGCUUGGCAACACGAUGGAUCGCCUCGCCUUCUACAUGUUCGACAGAACACAAGACCUUGAUUACAUAAAACAAGAGGCUUUCAAGAAUUUUAAGCCAGCAUUAAAUGCAGUAUACCAAAUAUCCCCCCACGGGAGAUUCGCCUAUUUUGCAGCGAAUUUGGCAAUUAUCGAAUCCGUGCCUGAACACAUUGAGGCCGUGCAUGUUAUAGACUUUGACAUGGGGGAAGCGUUCCAAUGGUCGGCACUGAUCGAGUCCAUGGCAAUGGCAGGGAGACGUGUAGCUCUAAGGUUAACUUCAAUCAAAUGGGACGAUGAGAAAUGUUUGAUCGAAUUCGAGGAGGUGAAGAGGAGGCUUCAAGAGCAAGCAAAGGCUCUUGGUGUGGAGUUGGUGACGGAAGAGAUGAGGAUUGAUGCUUUAGUGAGUGAGAUGAAGAGACUAUGCAAAAGAGGAGGUGAUAAUAAUGAUAUGAGUUCAGAAUGGAUGGUCUUCAAUGUAAUGAAGGGUCUUCCCCACAUGGGAAGGAGAAGAAGUGAGAGCCUAGUUGGUGAGUUCUUGAGAUUGGCCAAGGAAGUGAUUGCACAUCCCGCCGUCGGAGGCAUAAUAACUUCGGGCCAAGGAGAAACUAGCCACGAAUCGCGAAAUUGCUCGGGGUUUGGUGAUUUCUUCGAAGAGAACAUCAAGUAUUACCAUGCAAUUUUGGAAUCAAUCGAAUCAGAUUUGAAAAGCCAGCAGCUUGUAGAGGCAAGGCUAGCUGUGGAGUCUCUUUUUGUCUCGCCCUUUGUUUCUUGCCUCGGCUGGUUCCAAAGUUGGGGAGAAGCAAGGGAGCGUUUGGAUGUUCCAUUGGGGUCUUGCUGUGUGGAUGGUUGGAGAAUAAGCCAAGCAAACUUGAUGGAAGCCAUGGAAUUAAUUAGUGGAAAGAGGUCUUAUUCAGUGGCAAUUGGAGAGAAUGAGAACGAGAUGGUGUUGGAAUGGAAAGACUCCCACAUGCCUCUGGUCAGAUUUUCAGCGUGGGGGAAUCUCUCUAUGUUCAAAGCAAAUUGUAUAGGAUUGUAG
Rhodamnia argentea is the source of this 1521-nucleotide messenger RNA. Its product is annotated as protein NODULATION SIGNALING PATHWAY 2-like. Gene Ontology annotation, molecular function: sequence-specific DNA binding; DNA-binding transcription factor activity. The transcript has a single exon. Lineage: Eukaryota; Viridiplantae; Streptophyta; Magnoliopsida; Myrtales; Myrtaceae. Gene Ontology annotation, biological process: regulation of DNA-templated transcription. Gene Ontology annotation, cellular component: nucleus. The coding region runs from base 1 to 1521 and encodes 506 amino acids. The record is from RefSeq and is a predicted model, not a curated record.